GACCAAUGGAGUUUACUGAUGAUCCUCAACUAUUCGUGGAAGGUUAUUCCCGUUUCGACGUCCAACAAGGAGAACUGGGAGAUUGUUGGCUCCUGGCUGCUGUUGCCAAUUUGACUUUGGACUCUAAAUUGUUCUUCCGUAUUGUACCUGAUGAUCAAGGCUUUACUGACCAGUAUGCUGGUAUAUUUCAUUUUAGAUUUUGGCAGUAUGGACGAUGGAUCGAUGUCGUCAUAGACGACAGACUGCCUACUUACAGAGGCGAACUAGUAUUCUUGCACUCUACUGAGAAAAAUGAAUUUUGGAGUGCCUUGCUCGAAAAAGCUUAUGCCAAAUUGCAUGGUUCAUAUGAAGCUCUAAAAGGAGGUUCAACUUGCGAAGCCAUGGAAGAUUUCACAGGAGGUGUCACUGAAAUGUACGAGUUGAACGAAGCUCCUCCAAAUUUGUUCAAAAUUUUGCUAAAGGCCUAUGAGAGAAAUUCGUUGAUGGGAUGCAGCAUUGAGCCUGAUCCAAACGUAUUAGAAGCAGAGACUUCAGAAGGUCUAAUUAAGGGUCACGCUUACUCAGUGACCAGAGUCCAUUUUGUAGACAUUGAAACUCCAAAUUCUACAGGAAAAAUUCCUUUGUUGAGAUUGAGAAAUCCUUGGGGUAAUGAAGCUGAAUGGACAGGAGCUUGGAGUGACCAGUCUCCUGAAUGGCGUUUUAUUCCACCCCACGUAAAAGAAGAAAUCGGUUUAACAUUUGAUAUGGAUGGUGAGUUCUGGAUGUCCUUCAGGGACUUCUCAUCAAGAUUUGAUAGAAUAGAAAUGUGCAACUUGAGCCCUGAUUCUCUCAGCGAGGAAAAGUUGAGCCAAGGCAAGAAAAAGUGGGAGACAUCCACAUUCGAAGGCGAAUGGGUACGUGGUGUCACAGCUGGUGGAUGCAGGAAUUAUUUAGAUACUUUCUGGCACAAUCCACAAUACACAAUCACUCUCGAAGAGCCUGAUGAGGAAGACGAAGAAGGCAAAUGUACAGUCAUCAUAGCUCUUAUGCAGAAAAAUAGGAGGUCCAGAAGGAAUUUGGGAAUGGAAUGUUUGACCAUUGGAUUUGCUGUUUAUCAUUUGAGAGAUCCCAACCGUAUGCCAAGGCCGUUGGACAUCAACUUCUUCAAAUACAAUGCUUCAGUAGCUAGAUCGCAGUCAUUUAUUAAUUUAAGAGAAGUUUCCUGCCGUUUCAAAUUACCACCUGGUACUUAUUGCAUUGUGCCUUCAACUUUCGAGCCAAACGAGGAAGGAGAAUUUUUGUUGAGAGUAUUCUCUGAGAACAAAAAUCACAUGGAGGAAAAUGACGAGGAGGUCGGCGUCGGCGAAAUUGAUGACAGGGUAAGUUUUCCAUCACCCAGACCUGAUGACCAGGUGUACCAGUUCUUCCUUCGUCUUGCUGGUGAAGACCAGGAAGUCGACUGGAUGGAACUUAAGGAGAUUUUGGAUUAUUCCAUGCGGAACGAAACCAAAAGCCGCGGUUUCUCCAAGGAUGUUUGUCGCAGUAUGGUAGCUAUGUUGGAUCAUGAUCAUUCUGGUAAACUAGGAUACGAAGAGUUCAAGACUUUGUGGAUGGACAUUAGGAAUUGGAAGGCCGUUUUCAAACUAUACGACCGCGACGGUUCAGGUUGCCUGAGUGCCUUCGAAUUGCGUCAGGCCUUGAACAGUGCAGGUUACAGGCUGAACAACCACAUCCUGAACAUCCUGAUGCACAGAUAUGGCACCAAGGACGGAAUGAUCGCCUUCGAUGACUUCAUCAUGUGCGCGGUCAAACUGAAGAGCAUGAUCGAUAUCUUCAAAGAGCGAGACUCCGACGGCUCCAACACGGCGACGUUCAACAUGGAAGAAUGGGUCGAAAAAACUCUUUACUCUUAAACAAAAGGUCACUAAUCUUAUUAUUAAUAUAUAUGAAUCAAAUGCGCGGCUAAUUAUUUUUUAAACCUAUAAUUGGCUAAACUACUCGUUAGGAUUUAAUAUAUAAAGCAAAUCCAAAAAAAGCUUUUAUUAUACGAUAUACUUAUAUAGUGCCUACAAAUUUUAUUCCUAAGAACA
Messenger RNA from Ctenocephalides felis (cat flea), 2069 nucleotides. RefSeq names its product calpain-A-like. The record is from RefSeq and is a predicted model, not a curated record. Gene Ontology annotation, molecular function: calcium-dependent cysteine-type endopeptidase activity; calcium ion binding. Lineage: Eukaryota; Metazoa; Arthropoda; Insecta; Siphonaptera; Pulicidae. Gene Ontology annotation, biological process: proteolysis. Gene Ontology annotation, cellular component: cytoplasm.